UCUUUUUGCAUGUUUAGGUUGUCCCAAAAUAGAGUCACACCCCAUUAGAAGAUUGUCCUCUCUCUUUUUUCUCAAACGAUUUCCCCUCUUUUCUCCUGUCUUUUCCUCUGAAUGACAAUGGGAAAGCACAAGGAGAAACCUGGUUGGAAUUCUGUUCCUGAAUUCGGAGGGUGGGAUCGCAAGACUCCAGGGGCUACUGACUACUCGGUGGUGUUUUCUCGAGCUCGUGCUAACAAGAAGCAGCAAAAGAAUGACGUCAAUCGUCAUAGUCUGGGAAAUGAACAGGAGCUUAUGGUUAAAAAGCAGCCACAUCAACACUAUCAGCAGGAUGAUUCUGUUAUGAGGAAAAAGAAGGGUCUGAACUACUUUUGUUGCAUUUGGCCUUGAUUUACCUGACGAUAAAUCUGCAAAUUCUGAGGAUAAAAACGAUAUAAAGUGCUGGUUAUUGCAUUAUGUUCUGCGCCUAUACGUGUAACAACAUGUGGAAGAGUAGACACGAAGAGAGGCUUAGUAAUGCUCAGUGAGCCAUACGUAUCCUGUUCUUAUAGGAUUCUGAAACUUACACUUCUUGAAUAUAUAUGGGAAAUCUAAGGAAUAUGACUAUUUUGUUCUUAUCAAA
Molecule: messenger RNA, 619 nt
Organism: Rhododendron vialii
Lineage: Eukaryota; Viridiplantae; Streptophyta; Magnoliopsida; Ericales; Ericaceae
Exons: 3
Coding region: 112-387 (91 amino acids)
Source: RefSeq, a predicted model, not a curated record